Messenger RNA from Penicillium chermesinum, 219 nucleotides. RefSeq lists its product as uncharacterized. NCBI's taxonomy places the organism in Eukaryota, Fungi, Ascomycota, Eurotiomycetes, Eurotiales, Aspergillaceae. The record is from RefSeq and is a predicted model, not a curated record. Bases 1 to 219 code for a protein of 72 amino acids. The transcript has a single exon.
AUGAUUGGGUUCGAAGACAAGAUCCGUUCGGCGUCGCAGGAUGAUCUGCAGUGGAACGAAUGCUUCGGCGAGCCAGGAGAUCUCGUAUUACCACUCACGCGCGGUAUCUCCGGCACUGUUAUGGCGAUGGUUGAUGGGAAAGAAGAAAAGAAAAAUUCCCACCUGCUUGUAAACCCCACCAAGCGGCAGCUUCCAGUAAUGGGACGACACUCCCAAUAG